Molecule: messenger RNA, 2042 nt
Organism: Syngnathus typhle (broad-nosed pipefish)
Lineage: Eukaryota; Metazoa; Chordata; Actinopteri; Syngnathiformes; Syngnathidae
Gene: hbegfa
Product: heparin-binding EGF-like growth factor a
Exons: 6
Coding region: 190-903 (237 amino acids)
Biological process (GO): positive regulation of cell population proliferation; epidermal growth factor receptor signaling pathway; positive regulation of mitotic nuclear division
Source: RefSeq, a predicted model, not a curated record
UGAUGCUCUUUCGCUCCGCUUUACGCGCAAGCCACCCUCGUGUGAACUACCAUCAAGAGGUCAAAACCUGGCGGAAUAAACUGACGCAAAUCCAUCAGGAAAAAAAAAAGAAAAAAAAAAGGAUUAUUUAUUUAUUUAUUUAUUUAUUUUCAAAUUAGUUUCCCCACUACUUCUACAAGUGUUGCCAUCAUGAGGAUUUGGAGUGUUGUACUUUUACUGCUUCACGCACUGGUGGCAUCCAGACUGGCUUGCGGCGCGGCGGUGGACCGUUAUGACAGCAACAGGCAGCGGCACACGACUGUCAUAAACUUCCAGGACACUAGCAAAGACAAAAGGCCGGAGGAGGAAAGCAGAGGAGGCGCAACGGUCGCGACACGGGAGGAUGAGGAUGAGGAGUAUGAUGAUGAAUACUAUGACGAUGGGGAUGAAUAUGAGGACAGCACGUCCGGGGAUGAUGAAGUGGAAAUGCCAAGAGUUGCAAUGUCAAGCAAGCCCCAAAACCCGUCUGUCAUCGUGGAGGCAGAAAAUACAGAAGGACAGAGAAGACGAGGGAAGGGAAGAAAGAAGGGGAAAGGGAAAGGAAAGAAAAGGAAUCCUUGCCUGAAGAAAUAUAAAGAUUAUUGCAUCCACGGCACGUGUCAGUACCUGAGGGACAUUCGACAGCCCUCCUGUGUGUGCCACCCGAGCUAUUCAGGGGAAAGGUGUGAAUUGGUGACCCUGCCCGUUGAGAGACCUCAGGAGGGCUACAACCGCACCACGGCUCUGGCCGUAGUGGCCGUGGUGCUCUCGUCCAUCUGCCUCACCAUCAUUGGCCUUCUACUCAUGCUCAGGUUUCACAAGCGGGGAGCGUAUGAUGUAGAAAAUGAGGAGAAGGUCAAGUUAGGGUUAGCAUCCAACCACUGACGAGACAAAGGGCAAAGAAGCGGCGAUACUACCUCAAAAUAGAAAAAGAAGUGAACCACAGAAGGAGGUCCUGGUGAAAAGCAAAGGAACACAGACGGAUGAAGAAGGGAAACAGGGGGCGUCCGCUGCAACCCUAGCUGGAUGUUCACGUAAAAAAAAGAUACAAAUGGACAGCUCAGCGUAUCCCCGUAGGCCCCAGGAGAAGAAGACAGCCACAUCUGAAGGUGGAAUAUCGGAAGGGUCGGGGGAUGGACUGGAAUGGAAGUGUGGCAAGCACUAGACAAGAAGUAGAAGAAGUGAAAGGAACAUUUGCUGCUUCCUGAUUGUGUGAAAAGAAGUUUCAGACUGAACUGAAUCUGAUUCAACAUCAACAAAGAAAGAGCUCAAUCUGGAAUCAUUUAAAACAGCAAAAAACAAAGAAAAAAAAUAGGCAACGUUUUAUAUUUUCCCGCACAAGCGCAUUGUUUUUUUUUCUGUACAGUAAACAGUAUAUUUAUACUUUUUAAUUUAUUUAUUUAAGCUAACUGUAUUUAUGUAAGUUUUAACCUCCAACAGUUUAAAGUGGAUGUUACAGUUGUUUUUAUAUUCCUUAUUGGAUUUUAUUUAUUUAAAAAAAAGUCAAAUGCUUGCAACUCCUGGACACAAAAAGUGUUACGAAAAAUAUAACACAUUCUGAUUUCAUUUUGGCACUCAGAGCAUGAUCAGUAGCACUGUAAUGUUUUUUUGUUUAAAAAAAAGAAGUUUUUUACUGCUUAAUAGUUUUUUCUUUUCUUUUUUUUUUUAACUGUCGUUUUCACUGAAAACAAUCUUAGCGGCAUCCCGCUCAAUAUGGGACAGUUGAGGGUUGAUUGGUGAUGAAUUCCCUCAGAGUUGUCUGCGUCUGAGCAUUGAGUGCCAAAAUGGUGAUGAAACUUUCAAAAGGGAGUCCAACAUUACAUUUGGGACCUGGAACUGUUGAAACAAUUUUGAUGUAAAUCCCAUGUUAUUAUCCACGUCUCACCAUCAUUUAAAGAGAGAUUCUUACAAUAACAAGCAAUAAAAUGUGAAUUCAAGUGUUCGACGCUUUCAAAAACUGCAGUUCUGAAGUGAUUUGUUUUUUAAAAAUGUGAUUUAAUUAAAUAAACGAUCCAAAUUCUUAA